AUGGCAAGCAUCACUAAGGUCCAACUGGGAAGGUUGGGACUCAAAGGGAAGGUGGAGACUCUCAACUUUUCAUCUUUGCCAUCCCUCCAGGUUCUCAACCUUACCUACAACAAGCUCCAUGGAGGAAUCCCUGUAACCAUUACAGCUCCCCCCAAGCUUACCAUCCUUGAUCUCUCUACCAACAAUCUCACAGGCAACAUCCCUUCCGGGCUUGGUAAUUUGACAAGGCUCAAGACAUUGUGUUUCUAUGAGAAUCAGAUAAGUGGCUCCAUACCUCCUUCUUUUGGAAAGCUUUUGAACCUAAAUUGGUUAGACAUCUCCUUAAAUUUCUUAGUUGGUUCCAUCCCUCCAUUGUUUAGAAACUUGACCAAACUCAAUUUUUUAUACCUAUGGAGAAAUAACCUCAUUGGUUCUAUUCCUUGUCCGAUUGGGAAUCUAGUGAAUUUGAAAGAGUUUGAUAUAUCUGGCAACCACAUAACUGGUCCCACCCCACACAACAUUCGAAACCUGACCAAGCUUAAAGCUUUUUACCUAUAUGACAAUAGCAUAAAUGGGUCCAUUCCUUGUGAGAUUGGGAAUCUAGUGAACUUGAGAGACCUUGAAAUAUCUAACAACCAAAUAACUGGUCCCAUCCCACAUAGCAUUGGAAACCUUACCAAGCUUGAAGCUUUUUACCUAUAUGACAAUAGCAUAAAUGGUUCCAUUCCUUGUGAGAUUGGGAAUCUAGUGAACUUGAGAGACCUUGAAAUAUCGACAAUCAAAUAA
Dioscorea cayenensis subsp. rotundata (Guinea yam) is the source of this 765-nucleotide messenger RNA. RefSeq names its product MDIS1-interacting receptor like kinase 2-like. The record is from RefSeq and is a predicted model, not a curated record. NCBI's taxonomy places the organism in Eukaryota, Viridiplantae, Streptophyta, Magnoliopsida, Dioscoreales, Dioscoreaceae. The coding region runs from base 1 to 765 and encodes 254 amino acids. Gene Ontology annotation, molecular function: protein binding. The transcript has a single exon.